UGUAUUUGCUCUGAGUUCACACAUCACUUGAAGAAAACCUCCCAGCCAACAACUUGGAAAGCCCUUUGCGAGCUCCUCCGCUGCCCUCAGUUAUCUUUCUGACCAUGCGGACUCUCACUGUCCUCGUGCUCCUCAGUACAGCUGUUGUCCUCGGUGAAACAUCUGAAACAAACGCAGCUUUGAAGAAGAUGGCGAGCCAGUCAUCUCUAUACGACUCUUUAGGUGAUGCUAAUAACGCCAUCGAUGGAAACAAAAAGGCCGAAUAUGAAAGUGGAUCCUGUUCCCACACUCAACCGGAUUCCAAACCCUGGUGGAGAGUGGAUCUGCUGCACGUGCACCACGUGUACUUAGUGACCAUCACUAACAGACGAGACUGCUGUGAGGAGAGGAUCAAUGGAGCUGAGAUUCGCAUUGGAAACUCCCUGGUGGACAACGGCAAUGAGAACCCAAGGUGUGCUGUCAUCUCCUCCAUCCCAGCUGGGGAAUCCAAGACUUUCCAGUGCCGUGGCAUGAAGGGUCGCUACAUCAACGUGGUCCUACCAAGACAUGAAUACCUGACCCUGUGUGAAGUGGAAGUCAAUGCCCGUCGUGUCACAGAAGAAAACGUGGCUUUGAACGGAAAGGCGACUCAGUCGUCUCAGUUCGACUCCAUAGGUUCUGCUGACAAGGCCAUCGACGGGAACAAAGACUCAGUGUAUGAAGAUGGUUCCUGCAGCCGCACCGAGAUGCAGCCUAAACCCUGGUGGAGAGUGGACCUCCUGGAGAGGUACAAAGUGACCACAGUGACCGUCACUAACAGAGGAGACUGCUGUGCCGAGAGGAUCAAUGGAGCUGAGAUUCGUAUUGGAGACUCCCUGGUGGACAACGGCAAUCAGAACCCAAGAUGUGCCAUAAUCUCCUCUAUCCCAGCUGGGGGAUCCAGCACCUUCCACUGCUCUGGAAUGAAGGGACGCUACGUCAACGUGGUCCUGCUAAGGUCCGAGUACCUGACUCUGUGUGAGGUUGAAGUGAACGCAGUUCCCGCCCUUGACGAAGAUGUGGCUUUGAAUGGAAAGGCAACUCAGUCGUCACAGUAUGACUCACUGGGUUCUGCUGACAACGCCAUUGAUGGGAACACCAACGUUGUGUAUGGAAAUGCUUCCUGCAGCCACACUCAGUUUGAUUUAAAGCCCUGGUGGAGAGUGGACCUGCUCAACGAGUACAAAGUGACCACAGUGACCAUCACUAACAGAGGAGAUUGCUGCGCAUGGAGGAUCAAUGGGGCUGAGAUUCGCAUUGGAAACUCCUUGGAGGACAACGGCAAUGAGAACCCAAGAUGUGCUGUAAUCACCUCCAUCUCACCGGGGGGAACCAGCACCUUCGAGUGCCAUGGGAUGACGGGGCGCUACGUCAGUGUGGUCCUACCAAGACCUGACUUCCUGAGUCUGUGCGAAGUAGAGGUCAACGCAAGCCCUGAUAUUUCCGGGGUUCCAGUUCUGAUCGGUGAUCUUCCAGCUAAUGACAAAAGUCAAAGCAACAGUACUCUUUCUGUGUAGCUGAGUGACUUUGACAUUCAUGUCCACAGACAAUAUUUGCUCAGAUUUCACAGCACUAUAGCAUAACUCCAGACAAAUGACUGAAAAUUGUGUACAAGCAACAUAACCACUAAUAGGCUAGAUUAUAUAUGACAUCUUGCGAUGCACCUAGACACAUCACCACCGAUGUAACCCUGGGGUCACUGGGUAUUUCACGUCUUUUAACAUCAGGCAUUCUCGCUCAGGUGACCCAACCAGGGGUGAUCAGAGCCCAGCCUGCGUCCAGGUAGCGCUUCCCUCAAUCCCACAACUCACAUCUCCUAAUCCAUAGCCAUCUAGACACCCUCGCUGCAGAUUCACUAACACCUUUAAUAGCCUUUCCCACCUGAUCACCAUUAGGAAAAAUAUUUG
Molecule: messenger RNA, 1925 nt
Organism: Scleropages formosus (Asian bonytongue)
Lineage: Eukaryota; Metazoa; Chordata; Actinopteri; Osteoglossiformes; Osteoglossidae
Exons: 8
Coding region: 105-1535 (476 amino acids)
Source: RefSeq, a predicted model, not a curated record